This is a messenger RNA of Liolophura sinensis, 1794 nucleotides long. Its product is annotated as F-box only protein 3-like. NCBI's taxonomy places the organism in Eukaryota, Metazoa, Mollusca, Polyplacophora, Chitonida, Chitonidae. The record is from RefSeq and is a predicted model, not a curated record. Gene Ontology annotation, molecular function: protein binding. Gene Ontology annotation, cellular component: cytoplasm.
AUGGACACGCGACAUGCUGCUGUCAAAGUUUCCGGUAUUCUCACUUUGCCAGCGGAGACAGUUUUGUAUGUUUUAGCACAUCUCGACUACAGAUCGCUGUUGAGAUGUGGACAGUGUUGCCAGAGGUUACUGCAACUGUCAAAAGACGAUGGCCUUUGGAAAAGACUAUGCAGAUCAAAUUUUCUGGUUGAACGAUGUACAAAUGACCAAGGCUGGAGAACAACUUUUGAAGAUUACUUUAGAGAAUAUGGAAUGUAUAUCAGUUGUUACAAGGAUAUCAAAAAGAGGCCUGGAAUCAGAUUGAAACUUAUUUUAUAUCGAAGGGUGGCCCAGAAAUCAGUCCUAAAAUCACUUAAUGGCCCUGCAAGUGAAGGUGUACUGGAGAGUGCAGAGAGGAAAAUCGGACACAGAUUACCGCUGGAUCUGCGCUGUUCUCUCAGGAUACAUAAUGGCCAGGGCACCUUUCACAGAAACGCCUGUUUUAUGAACACUGGAGAUGUAGGUCACACACCUGUGAAGUCUGAAUUCCUUGUGGACGCCAUGACAUUAGCAGUAAAAUACAAGGACAGUGGAGAGCUCCGUGGCUGUGCUCCUAUCACGUACUGUGGGUUUUCCAAUUUUAACGCUGGACAAAUGAUAGCUGUGACGGAGGAGGGUGGGCACACCAUUGGAGAAGUCUUCUUCCCAGUUUUACGAAGAGAAGGGUUCACUCAAGUUGACCAGUUUAUUGCAGGGCAAACAUUCAGGAAUUGGUUGACAGGCCUGGCCCAGGCUCUGGCUGAGGACCGUUACAUAUGGCAGGACGAUAUGCUUACUAUGUUUUACCGUGAGCCAAGCUGUGUGGCAAUCACCAAUGAGAUGUUCCGUGUGGAAGUGGCCACAUGUUUCCUGCCUGAGAUGAGCUGUGUCAUCCCUCCUCACUUUACCUUCAUGUAUCACAUCACGAUGUCCAUGUCAGAGUCAGCUCCUCCUCAGUGCUCUUGUCAGUUGGAGACCCGUCACUGGAUCAUAACAGACGAGGAGGGGAAUGAGGAGAGGGUGGAUGGUCCAGGGGUUGUCGGUAUGUUCCCUGUGAUGAAGCCUGGCUCAGUCUACUCGUGGAUCAGCUACACUGCCUUCUCCACAACCUAUGGAAACAUGAAGGGACAUUUCACCAUGAAAAACCUCAGGACAGGUGAAGAGGUGAACAUAGAGUGUCCAUGUUACCACAUGAAGUGUCUGCCGUACAAGAUGUCAGAGGAAAGAGCAAUCAAGAGAAAAGAGAGAAAAAAGAAAUUAUGACACCUUGUUCAAGAUGUUGUUUAUACUUGUAAAUAGUACUCGCUGUAAAAUAUUGAAACUUACAUCCCGUGAGAGGAGGCUCUACCAUGGGGGUACCACACCACGUUGUGUAAAGACAUUACACUCACUAUGGAGAGAUUUUAGUUCAAUGGUUUGGUUAUGGUAUUUAAUCUAAAAGUCCAAUGCAGUUUAGUUUUGACGGUUAGGGUUUUUGUACUUUUCAGCGCAGAUACAUUGGAGACUGACUUUAACAAGGAUAUGUUAUUUCAGAAGACAUUUACAGUUUGGACCAAACUUUGUCAGCAUGAUGUAGUGCAGUGGAAAAAUUCAGAAUUUUGUGUCCAAAGUUACAAUGUCAUGUAUAGAUAAUGCUGGGCAAAUAAUUAAGUCGGAAGUAAGGCUUAUGAAAGUGGUGUAUUUUUUUUCCUUGACCACAUUCUGGAUAUUAGAUAUAUAUAUAGAAUGUUUUGCUGACUUACAGACUGGUUGGAAUGAGGUGUGUGCUGUAAUUCA